Molecule: messenger RNA, 2907 nt
Organism: Mercurialis annua (annual mercury)
Lineage: Eukaryota; Viridiplantae; Streptophyta; Magnoliopsida; Malpighiales; Euphorbiaceae
Product: chromatin assembly factor 1 subunit FAS1
Exons: 12
Coding region: 215-2722 (835 amino acids)
Biological process (GO): nucleosome assembly
Cellular component (GO): nucleus; CAF-1 complex
Source: RefSeq, a predicted model, not a curated record
UAGUUUGGAGCCAAUCACUUGGCGGGAAAAAACAUAAAAAUUUAUUUUUUGAUCCAAAUUCAUCCCUCCAUUUUCACAUUAAAAUUAAUCAAAUCAACAGAUUCUGAAUUUUUUUAAUUUCACCACUCACUUUUUCUCAAAUUCUUUAGAAAAUUAUAAUUUCUUGAUUCAUCUGUCUCUGUUGUGUUUGGGUUAGGGUUUCUUGGUGAAAGAAAUGACGGAAGAAGCAGAAAUGAUGGUAAUAGACGUUGAAGAUCACGCGCCCAAACCCAACAAAACCCUGAAGAAAAGAAAGCGGUCAUCUAACUCUACGUUACUCUCACCGGAGCAGAAGGAAACCCAAUUGGAAAUAUUGAAGAAAGAAACUGAGGGGCUUUUUGGGUAUUACAGGGACAUGAUGAAUAAAAGAGACGGGUUUGGUUUGGGUGGGGAGGAUGGCAAUUUUGCUGGUAAUAAUUCGUUGAACGGAACAGUUGGGUUGUUGAUGGAAGAGAGUGAAUUGGGGUUGUCGAAGCUGGUGGAGGAGAUACAUGCAAAGCUGUCAAAUAAUAAGGACGGCGGCGGUGCUACGGCGGCGACGGUGAAAAGUGCAGUGUUGUUCGUUGGGCAGAGAGUAAUGUAUGGAGUGCCUAAUGUGGAUGCUGAUGUUUUGGAGGAUGAUGCCCCGUCUUCUCUCUGGUGUUGGGAGACAAGAGACCUAAAGCUGAUGCCUAGUUCCUUGCGGGGUGACCUUAAAAUUCGUCGUACGUGUCGAAGAAAGAUUCAAGAGAGAAUAAUUGCUGUUUCUGGAAUGGUAGCUGCACUACAAAAGUCGGAGACUGAUCAAAAUUGUGAAUUUGAUUUAAUGAAGGCGUCAGAGAAGCUACGUAAAGCAUUACAAGAGGCAGAUAUUCGUUUAUUAGUUGAUGGCAUGCGGCAGAAGAAUGGUGCAGAGAUGGGUGAUAAGGAAGCAAAACGAGAGCAGAAAUUGCUACUUAAACAACUAAAGAAAGACAAGCAAGAAGCUGAAAAGGAGAAAAAGAGGAUGGAUCUUGAGCUUCAAAAGGAAAAGAGGCUUAAUGAAAAAGAGCUUAAGAGGCUGCAGGAGGAGGCAGAAAAGAAUGAAAAGCGUCGUGAUAAAGAGGAGUCUGAAAUGAGGAAGCAACUAAGAAAGCAGCAAGAGGAAGCCGAGAAGGAACUACUCCGUAAGGAGAAAGAAGAGGCUGAACUGAAAAGGAAAACUGCAAUAAAGAAACAAGCUUCAAUUAUGGAACGCUUUCUCAAAAGAAGUAAAGCUAGUCCACCCUGCCCAAGUGAUGAGACCUCAACUAAAGGAACCGUGUCUGAUUUGCCGAUGCAGCAGAAUGUAAAGACUCUGGAGGCUGUUACUCUGGCUAUGGACUACACUCUAUUAUCAAAUGAUGAUAUUGAAAUUGACAAUAUUCGCAAGUUUCACUUGUCUUCUUGGCGUCAUUUGGGUCAGACUAUUUUCUCAAAUGGAAAACAGCAUUGGAGCACUCGUCGGACGCCCAAGAUUGAACUAUUCAAGGAACUUAAGCUAACGCCCAGGGAAUGUAGCCAUGAGGAUGAGCUGAAUGUACAUAAGAGUGUAAACGGGGAUGAAGGACAGCCUUCUGAUGAUAGAUUACAUACAGAAAAUUUAAAGAGUCCUGACAGUAGGUGCAAAAGGAGCAAGCAGCUCUUGCAGUUUGAUAAGAGUCAUAGACCUGCAUUUUAUGGAAUUUGGCCUAAGAAAAGUCUUGUUGUUGGGCCACGCCACCCUUUUCGAAAGGAACCCGACUUGGAUUAUGAUGUUGACAGUGAUGAAGAAUGGGAAGAGGAGGAUCCUGGUGAAAGUCUUUCAGAUUGUGACAAGGAUGAUGAGGAGCAAAAUUUAGAGGAAGGAUGUUCAAAAGAAGAUGAAGAAGAUAGUGAAGAUGGCUUUUUUGUUCCUGAUGGGUAUCUCUCAGAAAAUGAGGGAGCACACGUUGACAGAAUGGAAACUGACCUCUCAGUCGAGGAGGCCAAAGAUGCACCCAGUGGCAAGCAAGACUUGGAGAGUGAGGAAUUUUAUACAUUGCUCCAACAGCAAAAGCAUAUAAAAGAUUUGACAGACCAUGCAUUGCGGAAAAACCAGCCCUCCAUUAUACUAAAUUUAAUGCACGAGAAGGACCUUUUGUUAGUGUCAGAAGAUGCAACAAGUAACUCUAAGAUGGAAAAGAUGUGUUUGGAAGCUCUUAGCAUGCGAUAUUUUCCUGCUGGGCCGCCAAUAGAAAUUUCUAGGGUUGACAACCAAGCUAACGAUCAAGAUACUUGCACGUCCAGUGCCAAGGCCAGUAGUACACCUAUCUCAUCUGCGACAGCCAUACAAGACUCAGACAUGCCUAAAAUUGUUUCUGCUAUUCAGUCUCACUCACAGAGCAUCAGUAAAGCAGUGGAAUCCUUGCAAUCUAAGUUUCCUACGGUAUCGAAGUCUCAAUUAAGAAAUAAAGUUCGUGAAAUAUCAGAUUUUGUGGAGAACCGUUGGCAGGUCAAGAAAGAAAUUCUGGAUAAGGCUGGCAUAUCAAUUUCACCAGAAAAGGGGAGAGGAAGAAUGCAGAACAUUUCAACAUUUUUCUCAAAAAGGUGCAUGCCUCCAUCUGGUAAAACCAUUAAUCCGAAUGAGACUUCGCCGGAGCCGUCGACAAAAUCCGGUUCUACAGCGGUGCGGCAACAACAUGCUUCCACUUAUGGUCAUCCAUAGUUUUCGGUUUUUGGUUUUUGCUAAUAUACCAUAAAUAUUCAGUCUAGUGUAUAAUAUCUGCACACUGACUCAAAUCCUAGUAAUUUUGUUUUUGUAUUGUAGUUUGAAGAUUUCUGUCGGACCAGGAAUCUCCUUUUUGGUUUGGAUUAUGAAGAAAAAAUUCAAGGCAAUUUCAUAGUUGAAAA